This is a messenger RNA of Camellia sinensis, 1077 nucleotides long. The record is from RefSeq and is a predicted model, not a curated record. NCBI's taxonomy places the organism in Eukaryota, Viridiplantae, Streptophyta, Magnoliopsida, Ericales, Theaceae.
UUCUCCUCUCCUCUGGCGACCGAGAAGAAGCUCUACCAAACACCCAUGAAAACAGUCAUCGACCUAUCUGAUCGCACCAGAUCCUGCUUGUAGAACAGUCGUCUGCCUCUCCAAGAAUAGUCGUCCUCCUGUUUUCCGUUCAUCUGCACCGAAAAGGGGUGAGACAGGCUUAGGUCGUGAUACAUUGACUGGAGCUAUAUCUGCAUCUGAUGAGUGGUGGACCAAGAAAUUGGAGGUAAAUGAAUUGCUUAAUGUACAUAUUCUGUUUGUUUUUUGUUUAAAUAGACCAAAUUUUGUUACUUGAAAUUGUUAAAUUUUCCUUUGUACUUGUUGCAAAGGUAUCUUGAUGCUACUAAAUUUCGGCGUAUGCCAUUGCAAUUCACUGAAGACUUAGACAUAUUAUUCUCAGAUGCAGCAGCUACAGGAGAAUGGGCAUACACUCCUUGCUCAGGGGUUAUGCCUCACACUGAUGAGACUCUGAAGGAAUUUCAUACCCCACAUGAUGUUGAAUUUUAUGAUGAUGCUGAUUUGGAGGUGGUUCAUCCUUCCGAGUUAAACAAAAAACGUCCAUCAAACACUGAUGGUUCAUCAACCACGAGCAAGACAAAGAAGAAAUUUACUAGUGCAGCUCUACUUAACAAGACGCUUGAUCGUAUAGUCAAUGUGGUUGAGUCAUCUUCAACUACUUCAACACAGACCUCAUCAAGAUAUCCUUCAAUUGCAGAAUGUUUUGCGAAGUUGGAAAGCAUCCCUGGUGUGUUCCUGAAUGAUAAGCUGUAUGUAUGGGCUGCCAGAUUGUUCUUACGAGACAAGCACCGUAAGUGCUUCAUAACUCUUCCUACGGAUGAAGUUCAACUGAGGUUUCUAAAGUUGGAGAUUGAGAUAGAGAAGACCACCACAGGUUAUCGUGGCUAAUUGUUUCUGAAGUUGGAUGUUUCUGAAUUUUCUAAUUAUUUCAUGUUUAAGAAUUUUAUUAUUAAUUGUGGACUGUUGUGUUAGACUCAUUAUUUUUUUUUUUAUUAAUAUUGACUAUGUUAGACUGCUAUGUUGGACUCAUUUAUUUGGACUUUUAUUAAU